Messenger RNA from Phytophthora megakarya, 1362 nucleotides. Lineage: Eukaryota; Oomycota; Peronosporomycetes; Peronosporales; Peronosporaceae. The record is from the annotation of a GenBank genome assembly.
AUGAGAGAGGCUACUCAAGCCCCGAUCCAACAAGCGCUGGAAGCAGAGAACGUGGAUCAAGGAUCGCAGGAAGAUCAGGGUGUCGACCACCGAAAGAUUUUGGAUCUGGAGGCACCAGAUCCCGCUGAGGUAGAUCCGCGUUGGACCCAUGCCCAUCGGUCCUUCAGUUUGCUUAAAACCAAGAUCGCUUCUACUCCGGUCUUACGGCACUUUAAUCCAAAUCGGAGAGCUACGGUUGUGGUGAAUGCUAGCGAUUGGGCCAUUUCGGGAUCAUUGAUGGAGGAAUACGCCCAGAUCUACUACCCCGUGAUUCGAAUGAACUAUGGCAUCACGGAGAAAGAGGUAUUAGCCGUUCUGAGGAUCCUGGAUCUUAACUACAAUGCACUGGUCGGACGCCCGAUCCACGUGUUGACCCGACACUCAACAUUGGCGUGGCUCUUCAGAUCCACUGCCCUACAGGGACGUCUGGGACAGUGGGCCGCUCUAUUGUUGCCCUGGAUCCUUGAGAUCACCAAGUGUGCCAAAGGAGAGGACGAGAUCUUAGGAUCAUUGGCGGCCAGUAUUACCCCUAGAUCCGAAGUGGAUAAGGCAUUGAUCUCUAUUGCCCCAAAAAAGGAGCCAAGACGCAAGAUCCAGGCUCCGAUCCUCAUCAUUGGGUGCGAUGAGGAUCUAUACGUCAUUAGUUUCGACGGAUCUGCUCGUGCCAAGAGAGGAUACGCCGAGGGCUUGACGGUGAACGAGGCGGAAUAUCAUGGGCUGUUGCUAUGUUUGGAUCGGUUAGAAGAUCUCAAUCCACGACGUCUGGUGAUCUGUGGAGACUCGAACCUGGUGAUCCAACAAGUACGAGGUGAGAUCGAUUGUAAGGCACCGGGUUUGACAUUGUUGCGCCAGCGGGCUCUGGAUCGACACAAUACUUGGCCGGAUCACGAGCUGUUGCAUGUCAUCGCCAAAGCCAGUGCCUCCAGAUCCGGCCAAACAAUCGCUGAUACCUACGAAGAAUGUGUCUUCCGCAGAUUUGGUGCGAGCAAGGUGAUCCGGCAUGAUCGGGAGCCAGGUUUUAUGUCUGACUUCUUUAAGUCCUUCAACAAGAUCUUGGGUCAACGUCAACGUGCUACUAUAGCUUAUCGACCCCAAGCUAAUGGAUCCGCAGGGCGUAUGGUCCAGACAACUACCAGGGCUCUUAAGAUGUAUGUGCAGGAUCUGGAUCAACGAGAUUGGGACGAAUACGCUGAACGGCUCACCUUCGCUAUCAACAUGCAAGAGAUCGGAUCCGAGGUGAAACCCCUUUCUACAUAUAUAUAUCACAACUUGAUCGGACCUGGUACGUUCGAUCGGUGGCUUAGAGGACUCACCUACCCCUAA